Messenger RNA from Triticum turgidum subsp. durum (durum wheat), 1020 nucleotides. The record is from the annotation of a GenBank genome assembly. Lineage: Eukaryota; Viridiplantae; Streptophyta; Magnoliopsida; Poales; Poaceae.
AUGGCGGCGCCGGAUGCAGACGAGACCCCGGCCUCCCCGGGGUACGCCCUCCGCGCGACCCUCGCCGGCCACCGCCGCGCCGUCUCCGCCGUCAAGUUCUCCCCCGACGGCCGCCUCCUCGCCUCCGCCUCCGCCGACAAGCUCCUCCGCGUCUGGUCCUCGGCGGACCUCUCCCUCGUCGCCGAGCUCGAGGGCCACGAGGAGGGCGUCUCCGAUCUCUCCUUCUCCCCCGACGGCCGCCUCCUCGCCUCCGCCUCCGACGACCGCACCGUCCGCAUCUGGGACCUGGGCGCCGGCGGCGGCGCCCGCCUCGUCAAGACCCUGGCCGGCCACACCAACUACGCCUUCUGCGUCGCCUUCAGCCCCCACGGCAACGUGCUCGCGUCGGGGUCCUUCGACGAGACGGUGCGCGUCUGGGAGGUCAGGUCUGGCCGGAGCCUCCGCGUGCUGCCCGCCCACUCCGAGCCCGUCACCGCCGUCGAUUUCGACCGGGACGGGGCCAUGAUCGUGUCGGGAAGCUACGACGGGCUCUGCCGCAUCUGGGACGCAGCCACCGGGCACUGCGUCAAGACCCUCAUCGAUGACGAGAGUCCGCCCGUGUCCUACUCCAAGUUCUCCCCCAAUGGCAAGUUCGUGCUUGCAUCCACCCUUGAUAGCACCCUGAGGCUCUGGAAUUUUUCAGCUGGGAAGUUUUUGAAGACGUAUACUGGCCAUGUGAACACAAAAUACUGCAUUCCGGCAGCAUUUUCUAUUACCAACGGCAAGUACAUUGUGAGUGGCUCGGAAGACAAGUGUGUCUACAUGUGGGAUCUUCAGUCAAGGAAGAUCGUGCAGAAACUGGAAGGGCAUAGCGACACAGUCAUUGCUGUGUCAUGCCACCCUAAGGAGAACAUGAUUGCAUCAGGAGCUCUUGACAACGACAAGACGGUGAAAGUCUGGGUUCAAAAGGACGGAGAUCAACGAGAGGCAGAGCCGUUAAUGGGAUGGUUGUAUGGAAGGCUGGACAGAGGCAAUGCUUAA